AUGGGCUGCAUGAACUCGAAGGACAUCAGUCCGGAGAUGAAGGAGCAGGGGAAGCACAGCGCCGCCAUAGACAAGGUCAUCCGGGCAGACAAGAAGAAGUACGACAGGACGGUCAAGAUACUGCUGCUCGGCGCUGGAGAGUCCGGCAAGUCGACCAUCAUCAAGCAGAUGCGCAUCAUUCACUCCGGCGGAUUCCCUAUAGACGAGCGCCGGCAGACUCGGGCGGUCAUCUACUCCAACAUGAUUGUCGCCUUCAAGCUGCUCAUCGAGAUCAUGGAAGCGGAGAACAUAAGCUUCGAGCAUGAAGCUACGGAGCCCCUCGCCCACUUCAUCCAGAGCAGCGAAGCGGACGUCGAGUGCGAUGAAGCUUUCACCGAUAUCAAAGUGCGGGAGGCUGUCAAGACGAUGUGGGAGGACGCCGGCGUCCAGAAGGCAGUCGCCCGGGGCCACGAGUUCGCCCUCCAUGAUAACCUCCACUACUACUUCAACUCGCUGGACCGGAUAUUCACGCCUGGCUGGCUGCCAAACAACCAAGACAUGCUACAUUCUCGACUACGGACUACCGGAAUCACCGAGACCCUCUUUGAGCUCGGCCAGAUUAACUUCCGCAUGAUGGAUGUUGGCGGCCAGCGAUCGGAGCGUAAGAAAUGGAUCCAUUGCUUCGAAGGCGUACAGUGUCUGCUGUUUAUGGUAGCCCUAUCCGGCUACGACCAGUGUCUAGUGGAGGACCAGACUGCUAACCAAAUGCAUGAAGCUAUGAUGCUCUUCGAAUCUCUCGUAAACGGUGAAUGGUUCAAACGCAAGCCUGUCAUCCUCUUCCUCAACAAGAUAGAUCUCUUCAAGGAGAAACUCGCCAUAUCGCCCGUGUCCAAGCAUUUCCCAGAUUACAGCGGGCGAGAUGGUGACUUCGAGGCCUCUGCAAAGUACUUCGCCGACAGGUUCAGGGGCAUCACUCGUGUUCCCGAACGAGAGAUAUACACCCACUACACUAACGCAACUGAUACCACCCUCUUAAAGGCAACUAUGGACUCGGUGCAGGACAUGAUUAUACAAAAGAACUUGAACAACCUGAUCUUAUGA
Molecule: messenger RNA, 1080 nt
Organism: Trichophyton rubrum CBS 118892
Lineage: Eukaryota; Fungi; Ascomycota; Eurotiomycetes; Onygenales; Arthrodermataceae
Exons: 5
Coding region: 1-1080 (359 amino acids)
Biological process (GO): G protein-coupled receptor signaling pathway
Cellular component (GO): heterotrimeric G-protein complex
Molecular function (GO): G-protein beta/gamma-subunit complex binding; GTP binding; GTPase activity
Source: RefSeq, a predicted model, not a curated record